Nestor notabilis (Kea) is the source of this 2047-nucleotide messenger RNA. RefSeq names its product choline/ethanolamine phosphotransferase 1 (gene CEPT1). Gene Ontology annotation, biological process: phosphatidylethanolamine biosynthetic process. Gene Ontology annotation, cellular component: Golgi apparatus; endoplasmic reticulum membrane. Gene Ontology annotation, molecular function: diacylglycerol cholinephosphotransferase activity; ethanolaminephosphotransferase activity. The transcript has 8 exons. Lineage: Eukaryota; Metazoa; Chordata; Aves; Psittaciformes; Psittacidae. The record is from RefSeq and is a predicted model, not a curated record. Bases 37 to 1341 code for a protein of 434 amino acids.
UUCAGUGUGUCUCAUCCCUUUCUCUUGCAGGAUCUUAUGAUUCUCCGUAACAGCUGCUACCUGCCAGAGAAGGGUUCUGAGGCCGCCCAACCCAUGAGUGGGCACCGAAGCAUAAAGAGGAGAUGUGGGGAGUCACACCUGGAGUCCCCCACGGGCUGCAGUCAUGGUCCUGCUGCUGGCUGUGUCUUGAGCAAACUGGUUCAGCUGCCCACUCCCCCCUUGUCAAAGCACCAGCUGAAACGGUUAGAAGAACACAAGUAUCAGAGUGCUGGACGAUCCCUGCUUGAACCCCUAAUGCAGGGUUACUGGGAAUGGUUAGUUGGGAGAGUUCCAGCCUGGAUUGCCCCCAAUCUCAUCACCAUCAUUGGACUGUUAAUAAAUAUAUUUACAACUCUGCUAUUAGUAUAUUACUGCCCAACAGCUACGGAACAGGCACCUCCCUGGGCAUACGUUGCUUGUGCAUGUGGCCUUUUCAUCUACCAGUCUCUGGAUGCUAUAGAUGGGAAACAAGCAAGAAGGACAAAUAGCAGUACUCCAUUAGGAGAACUCUUUGAUCAUGGCUGUGAUUCACUCUCCACAGUCUUUGUGGUUUUGGGAACUUGUAUUGCUGUGCAGCUGGGAACCAACCCUGACUGGAUGUUCUUUUGUUGUUUUGCUGGGACGUUCAUGUUUUACUGCGCGCACUGGCAGACCUACGUCUCUGGAACCUUGCGCUUUGGCAUAAUUGAUGUGACUGAAGUACAAAUCUUCAUAAUAAUCAUGCAUUUACUGGCAGUGAUUGGAGGACCACCUUUUUGGCAAUCUCUGAUUCCAAUCCUGAAUAUCCAGAUGAAAAUAUUCCCAGCUCUCUGUACUGUGGCAGGAACCAUAUUCUCUUGCACAAACUACUUUGGUGUGAUCUUCACAGGUGGAGUUGGCAAAAACGGAUCCACUAUAGCAGGAACGAGUGUCCUCUCCCCUUUUCUUCAUAUCGGGUCAGUGAUUGCCUUAGCUGCAAUGAUCUACAAGAAAUCUGCAGUGCAGCUCUUCGAAAGGCAUCCCUGCUUAUACAUACUCACUUUUGGUUUUGUAUCUGCUAAGAUAACAAACAAACUCGUGGUUGCCCACAUGACCAAAAGCGAGAUGCACCUCUAUGACACAGCAUUCAUAGGCCCAGCACUGUUGUUUCUGGACCAGUAUUUUAACAGCUUUAUUGAUGAGUACAUUGUACUCUGGGUUGCUCUGAUCUUCUCCCUCUUUGAUUUGCUCCGAUACUGUGUCAGUGUGUGUAAUCAGAUUGCUGCCCAUCUGCACAUCCACGUGUUCCGAAUCAAGUCCUCCACACAUUCUAACCACCAUUAGGAAACGGGGAGUCACCAGAAGGAGAACUAAAGAAAGAGCUGGUUUUCUACAUGAAAGGAUGUGAAGAUACAUAGGAGACUAAGGCAAAAAGCAGAUAAGAACAAAGUAAUUUAUCAUAAUCAGUGUUGUAUAACUUUUAUUCUUUGUUAUCAGUAACACUCCUUAACUAGUCUCCUGCCUGAGAGAGUGAAUUCCAAGUACACCCUAGUCAACUCUACAUGUAGUCAACUCUUGGUUCGAAGCCCAGGGAAGCAUGCAGGGAGUAAUGCUCUGUCUUUGUAAUUACCUUGAUUACAAACUAAUCUAUCUAUGGUGAAUGGAUCCCCAACAGCUGACGUUUCUAAUGUAGUAGAAUUACAGCUGCAAUUAAGACUUGCUUUUAAUUUUAAUAUUUCAUCAUCUCUUAGUGAAAUACUUGUUUAGUGUCCACUUGAAAUUUCUUUACUAAAGACCUGAGCUGGUAAAACCAGAGAUAUCUCACUACUUGUGCAGCUGAAGCAGCUCUCGGGGCUUGAGUCCAGACUGAGGUGGUUCCUUUUGCUUGUGUGUUGCUGGUAAAGCGGUUUCUUGCUAAAGGACAACGUGUUGAACAGGGUUCUGCAAGUCAAGGGAUGAGGAGUGCAAAAGAGUGUGGUAUCUUUGUCAAUUUUAUUUUUUUAAAUAAACAGUAUCUAAAAAAGCCCACUUCCUGCUCACUUUUCUUCAG